AUGGAUUAUGAACAGACUCGCGGACCGCCGAAGGUCAAGAAUAAGGCCGCCAGCGCCAUCCAAAUUUCUGCAGAACAACUUCUACGUGAAGCUGUUGACCGUCAAGAACCAGGACUUCAAGCACCAACUCAGCGGUUUGCUGAUCUCGAAGAGCUUCAUGAAUUCCAAGGCAGAAAACGAAAAGAGUUCGAGGACUAUGUGCGGAGGAAUAGGAUUAAUAUGAACAAUUGGAUGAGAUAUGCGCAGUGGGAAUUGGAACAGAAAGAAUUCAAACGAGCACGAUCCGUUUUCGAACGAGCAUUAGAUGUCGACUCUACAUCCGUUACAUUAUGGAUUCGAUAUGUCGAGGCGGAGAUGAAGUCGCGGAACAUCAAUCAUGCCAGGAAUUUGUUAGAUCGUGCGGUAACUAUUUUGCCUAGAAUUGAUAAAUUAUGGUACAAAUAUGUCUACAUGGAGGAAAUGCUUGGUAAUAUCCCGGGUACACGACAAGUAUUCGAAAGAUGGAUGUGUUGGGAACCGGAUGAGGCAGCUUGGAGUAGUUAUAUCAAAUUGGAAAAGAGAUAUGGGGAGUUUCAAAGAGCUAGGGAAAUCUUUCAACGAUUUACCAUGGUACAUCCUGAACCAAGAAACUGGAUUAAAUGGGCCAGAUUUGAGGAAGAGUAUGGAACAAGUGAUUUGGUUAGAGAGGUAUUUGGGACAGCUGUUGAAGCGUUGGGUGAAGACUUCAUGGAUGAAAGGCUCUUCAUCGCAUAUGCGAGAUUCGAGACAAAGUUAAAGGAGUAUGAACGUGCAAGAGCUAUCUACAAAUACGCCCUAGAUCGUAUGGCACGAUCGAAGUCUACUUCUCUCCAUAAGGCUUAUACUACUUUCGAGAAACAAUUCGGUGAUCGUGAAGGUGUGGAGGAUGUGAUUAUUUCGAAACGCCGAGUUCAAUAUGAGGAACAAGUGAAGGAAAAUCCCAAAAAUUACGAUGCAUGGUUCGACUAUGCCAGAUUGGAAGAAACUUCUGGAGAUGUCGAUAGAGUUCGAGAUGUUUACGAAAGAGCUAUUGCUCAAAUUCCACCAACCCAGGAGAAGAGACAUUGGAGGCGUUAUAUAUAUCUGUGGAUUUUUUAUGCCAUUUGGGAGGAGAUGGAAUCGAAGGAUGUUGAGCGAGCGAGACAGAUCUAUCAAGAAUGUCUGAAAUUAAUACCUCACAAGAAAUUCACAUUUGCCAAGAUCUGGCUUAUGAAGGCUCAAUUCGAGAUUCGACAACAGCAACUCCAAGCCGCGAGAAAAACUUUAGGAACAGCCAUCGGGAAUGUGUCCUAA
This is a messenger RNA of Sclerotinia sclerotiorum 1980 UF-70, 1311 nucleotides long. RefSeq lists its product as hypothetical. Gene Ontology annotation, biological process: spliceosomal complex assembly; mRNA splicing, via spliceosome. The transcript has a single exon. NCBI's taxonomy places the organism in Eukaryota, Fungi, Ascomycota, Leotiomycetes, Helotiales, Sclerotiniaceae. Bases 1 to 1311 code for a protein of 436 amino acids. The record is from RefSeq and is a predicted model, not a curated record. Gene Ontology annotation, cellular component: U2-type catalytic step 2 spliceosome; post-mRNA release spliceosomal complex; Prp19 complex. Gene Ontology annotation, molecular function: protein binding.